UCUCUCUCUCUCUCUCUCCCUUCACUUUCUCUCUCUCUCUCUAGCACUGGUUUAUAUUGAGACACAGAGAGAAAGAUCUGACCCAUUGUGCUCUCUAUUCUCUCUCUCUCUCUCUCUCUUUUCAGGGAUUUAACCUAUUUUGGGCAUUGGAUUUUGGUGGCUUUUUGUCAAAAGGGGUCUUCUUCUUUUGUGGCAAUCUCUCUCUCUUGCGGUUCAAAGUUUUGUUCUUUUUUGAAUUAUCAAUCGUGGGGUGCCAUUCAAGGUUUUGGGGGAUUUUUGAGGCUGUCCUGUAGCUGGAGCAAUGACUGUUGAGGUUGUGGGAUUUGAGAUGGUUCCAGGACCAGUGGAAAACAUUGCUGAAGGAGAGAAAUCUGUUUCUCAUGAAACUGAAAAUGGGAAAUUGGAACAGGAGCCGGGAGCUGCAGAGCCCGUAAAAUCUGGUUCAGAUGGAAAUGAAGCUGCUAAGGCCGAAGUUGAUGGUGUUCCAGAUUCCAGUGGCCCGAAAGAUGCAACUGAAGAGUGGCCUGCACCUCAGCAGAUACAUUCUUUUUAUUUUGUCAGGUUCCGGCCUUAUGAUGAUCCCGACAUUAAGUCCAAAGUUGAUAAGCUUGAUAAGGAGAUUUACCUGACAAAUCAAGCACGGUUUCAGAUCACUGAAGCUCUAAAGGCGAAGCGGUCAGAGCGAGCAGAAUUGAUUUCUCAGAUUAAGUCUCUCAGAGAUGACAAUAGGCAAUUUCAGAGUAUUGUGGAUGAAAAAAUAAAAGAGAUUGAACCUCUGCAGCAAGCAUUGGGCAAGCUGCGUAAUGCGAACAGUUCAGGCCAGGGUGGACUAUGCUCAUCUGAGAAGGAACUUAAUGACACUAUAUAUAGCUUGCAAUACCGCAUACAGCAUGAGAGCAUUCCAUUGACUGAGGAAAAACAAAUCCUUCGUGAAAUCAAACAGCUUGAGGGGACAAGGGAUAAGGUUAUUGCUAAUGCUUCCUUGAGGGCCAAAGUGCAAGACUCUGUUGGGCCGAGAGAAGACAUUCAUGACCAGGUUAAGCUCAUAGGUGGAGAUUUGGAUGGUGUGAAAAAAGAGAGGCAAGUCAUCCGGUCCAAAAUCAAGCAGCUCGAUGAUGCGCUGAAAGUCAUAGACAGGGAUCUCCAGUCUUUACAGGAAGAACUGGCAGCUGUAACUCAGAAGAGGGAAAAAGCUUUUGGGAGCAUUCAGCAGCUAAGAAAACAACGUGAUGAGGGAAACACUCAUUUCUUCCAAAGUCGUACAAUUUUGAGCAAAGCACGAGAGGUUGCUGCAAAGAAAGAUAUUGAUGCUCUCGGGGAACUGUCACAGACAGAGGUUGAGAAAUUUAUGUCACUCUGGAACAGCGACAAAUCCUUUAGGAAUGACUAUGAGAAAAGAAUUUUGCCAUCGCUGGAUAUGCGGCAGUUGAGUAGGGAUGGUCGAAUGAGGAAUCCCGAUGAAAGGCCAUUGCUGGAAGAACCAAAACCUGCUGCAGAAACUGAAAAGUUACCGAAAAGCAGUGUGAAACAGCAGCCAAAGGAGGAGCCUAAAGCGCCUCCCCAAGAAACUCUGCCUGCCCCGAAGGUUCAGAAAGAAACCAAAAACAAAGGAAAAAAUUUGAAACCCAGUCUGGCUAUCAAUGAUGUAGAAGAUGCUGAUGAAUAUGAAUAUGAAAACCCGCACAAGGACGCUCCUGUCAAAGAGCCGGAAAUUGAUCCGGCGAAGUUGAAACAGAUGAAAAGAGAAGAGGAACUAGCAAAAGCAAAGCUGGCCUUGGAAAGGAAGAAGAAGCUUGCAGAGAAAGCAGCAGCCAAAGCAGCAGCUAAAGCACAGAAGGAGGCUGAGAAGAAGCUUAAGGAACGUGAGAAGAAAGCAAAGAAAUCGGGUCCCGGCUCUGCAGCUGCUCCGAACCCUGAGGAACCGGCAAAUGAAGCGGUUGAGGUGGCAGAACAGGAGAAAGCUGAUGAUAAAGUCCAACCCUCAGCUCCGGUGAAGGAGAAGGCCGUGAAGGAGCACGUUGUUAGAUCGAGGAGCCGAGCAAAAGCCCCUGAGGCCAUUCCGAAAGCAAUUCUCAAGAGGAGAAGGUCUAACGAUUACUGGAUAUGGGUGGCAUCUGGAGCCUUCUUCGCUGUGUUCAUGUUGAUGCUGGGAUACAUCCUUCUUUUCUGAACAGCUUAGAUGUAGAAGGAGCUGAAAAUCCAUUUUCAGUUUUUUCGGGUGUCUAGAUUUGCUGCCAGUGUCAGUAAGUUUUCUUUUCUUCUGUUCUACACAACCUCUUGGAGGGAAUGUGGAUCAAACACACCAUGUUAUGGUUGAGCUCCUUUCUGUGAAGCUUCAUACAUGUAGUAUGACUAUUUAAUUUUACAUUUUGUUUUACCAGAAACAUAGAUUUUGGUUUUCAUUUUUCUUUUUUUAUAGUUAAUUGGUCAAAGGAAUGGUACUGUGAGAUACUGAAACUUAAUGUUGAUAUCUCUUUAUGUUGGUUAUAGACUUGAUAAUAUAUACAAAAAAAAAACCUUUUGUAGAA
This is a messenger RNA of Lotus japonicus, 2528 nucleotides long. Its product is annotated as proton pump-interactor 1-like. The coding region runs from base 302 to 2170 and encodes 622 amino acids. Lineage: Eukaryota; Viridiplantae; Streptophyta; Magnoliopsida; Fabales; Fabaceae. The transcript has 9 exons. The record is from RefSeq and is a predicted model, not a curated record.